This is a messenger RNA of Aspergillus puulaauensis, 744 nucleotides long. RefSeq names its product DNA-directed RNA polymerase III subunit C31. The transcript has 3 exons. Lineage: Eukaryota; Fungi; Ascomycota; Eurotiomycetes; Eurotiales; Aspergillaceae. Bases 1 to 744 code for a protein of 247 amino acids. Gene Ontology annotation, cellular component: RNA polymerase III complex. The record is from RefSeq and is a predicted model, not a curated record. Gene Ontology annotation, biological process: transcription by RNA polymerase III.
AUGUCGCGGUUCGGCGCAAAGAAGGGCAGAAAUUUGCCCGGUGCAGAAUUUACCUGGGACAACACCGAUCCAAGUGGCGAGGCUGACACAGCGCCUACUCCGCUCUUCCCUAAAUAUGCCAUUCCCCGCGCGCGACCCCUAAGCGAGCGCGAACAAGUGCAAGUCGAGCUCUAUCGAACCCUCCGCGAGCGGUUCCACGACGGGCCGUACUACUCCAUUCUAGGCGCAUCCUCGGGGACCGGCUACACAACAAAUUCGAAGGCGAACUUUGAUCCGUUUAACGGCAUGCCCUCGUAUUCGGGGAGGUAUCAGAAAAAGAAGAGGCUUGUGCCGAGAGUGCAGGGGAGGCCGUAUGUCAUGAAAUUCUUCCCUCGUGAGCUCUGGACAACCGUCAAGCCGAAUUACAAACCGGAUGGUCUACUCGAUGGGUAUGUGCCACAAACUUUGCAGGGCGGGGUGAAGCGGGGGUUUGAGGAGGACGAUGAGGACGAUGAUACUUCGAAGCGGCGGCGACAGGGAGACGGGGAAGACGGCGACGAGAAUGAAGAUGCUGAGGGACCCGUCCCUGACGCCGAAGAGGAGCAGGACGAGGAGGAGAUCGUGGAUGAUGAUUUUGAGGAUGACGAUGAUGAUAUGGGUGGGGAUUAUAAUGCCGAGCAGUACUUUGACGGCGGCGAUGAUGAAUAUGGGGAUGACGGAUUUGGGGAUGGAGGGGGCGGUGGCGGUGAUGAAGAUACAUAUUAA